UUUCAGUGGGAUCCAACAGGUUCCAUUUCUCAGUUUCCCGCCACAUUGAAAAACCGAAACAAAACCAGACCAAGUAAGAGUACAUUCAUGGAGCAGACAUCCAAACUCAGAAGGACACUGUUAAAGAACACGAACAAUCCAAAAUUAGCAUGGGAAAUCUUCAAGCGAAUACUUUCCUCCCCAUCCAGUCAACCUUUUUCCUUGGUUCCCACCAUUACCCGUAUCCUCAUUCAGGCCAAAAUGCUUGACAAAGUCGAUAACCUUCACAAUCUCCUCCUACUUAAACAACCACAGAACGCAUCUCAUUCUUCUCUCAUCUCCCUUGUCAAGAUUUUGGCUAAAUUGGGUUUCUAUGAUGAGGCGUUUUUGCAGUUCAAAUCUAUCAGAACUCGUUUCCCUGAAAACCCACCCUCCAUUAAUUCGUAUAAUAUGUUGUUUGAAUGUUGCAUAAGAGAAGGACGUGAAGAUUACGUGUUAUGGUUGUACAGGGACAUGGUUGUUGCUGGGGUUUCCCCGGAGACUUAUACUUUUAACCUUCUAAUUCGUGCUUUAUGCGAUUCUGGUUGUUUGGAGGAUGCCAGAGAGCUGUUUGAUAAAAUGCGUGAGAAAGGUUGUCAACCUAAUGAGUUCACUUUUGGGAUUUUGAUUUGUGGGUAUUGUAGGGCUAAUCUUGCUGAUGAAGGAUUGGAGCUUUUGGUUGGGAUGAGGAACUUUGGUUUUUCUCCGAAUUUGGUUCUGUACAAUACUCUUAUUUCAAGUUUUUGCAGAGAAGGUAGGACUGAUGAUGCCGAAAAAUUAGUUGAUAGGAUGCGGGAGGAUGGUUUGUUCCCAGAUAUUGUAACCUUCAAUUCUAGGAUAUCAGCUCUUUGUAAGGCAGGUAAAGUUCUAGAAGCUUCUAGAAUUUGCAGAGAUAUGCAAAUAGAUGAGGAGGCAUUGGGGCUGCCUCAGCCUAAUAUCAUAACUUACAAUUUAAUGCUGAAGGGAUUUUUCCAGCAAGGAAUGUUAGAAGAAGCCAAGGCCCUGACUGAGGCCAUGAGAAGAAACCACAAACUCACGAAUUUGGAGACCUAUAAUAUUUGGUUGCUGGGUUUUCUGAGAAAUGCAAAGCUUGUAGACGCUCAAAUAUUUCUUAAAGAAAUGACAGAUAAGGGUUUAAAACCAAACAAUUAUUCAUAUAAUAUUUUGAUGGAAGGGCUGUGCAAAAAUGGAAUGCUAUCGGAUGCAAGAAUGGUCAUGGGUAUAAUGAUAAGUAGUGGUCUUUCCCCAGAUACAGUAACUUUCAGCACUUUACUCCAUGGAUACUGUAGUAAAGGUAGAGUAAAUGAAGCCAAUAAUGUUCUAAACGAGAUGAUGAGGAACAAUUGCUUCCCAAAUACUUAUACUUGCAACAUACUGCUGCACAGUCUGUGGAAAGAAGGAAAGAUAUUGGAAGCUGAAGAGUUGCUAAAAAAGAUGAAUGAGAAAGGUUAUGACUUGGAUACAGUCACCUGCAAUACAGUGAUUGAUGGUCUAUGUAAUAAUAGGAAAUUGGAGAAAGCCAUUGAAAUUGUGAAUGCAAUGUGGAGUCAUGGAAGUGCUGCUCUUGGGAACCUAGGAAACUCUUAUAUAGGCCUAGUUGAUGAUAGAAAAAAUAAGAAGAAAUGCAUGCCUGAUUUGAUUACGUAUUCAACCUUAAUUAGAGGUUUAUGCAAAGCUGGAAGGGCUGAAGAAGCUAAGAAAAAGUUCAUUGAGAUGCUGGCAAAAAAAGUUCAACCUGAUUCAUUUAUAUAUGAUACUUUUAUAGAUACUUAUUGCAAGGAAGGAAAGAUAUCAUCUGCAUUUCGUGUUCUCAAAGACAUGGAGAAGAGAGGCUGUAACAAGAGCCUACAAACAUAUAACUCGUUGAUCUUGGGUUUUGGAAGUAAAAAACAAAUAUUUGAGAUCCAUGGACUUAUCAAUGAAAUGAGAGAAAGAGGGAUUUCUCCCAAUGUUUGCACUUAUAACAAUAUGAUUAGAUGUCUAUGUGAAGGAGGAAAAAUACAAGACGCGAUGUACAUCUUGGAUGAAAUGCUACGGCAGGGCAUAUCCCCUAAUAUUUCAUCCUUCAGAAUGUUGAUUGGAGCUUUGUGCAAAGCAUCCAAUUUUGAGGUCGCAAAGGAGGCAUUUGAUACUGCUUUGAGCAUAUGUGGCCACAAGAAAGCCCUUUAUAGUUUAAUGUUCAAUGCGUUUCUAGCAGGACAAGAGGUUUCAGAAGCUAAAAACUUAUUUGAAGCUGCAUUAGAUAGAUCUUUUGAUCUGGAGAACUUUCUAUACAAAGAUCUCAUUAACCAACUUUGCAAGGAUGAAAAAUUAGAGAUGGCUAGUGGGAUAUUAUGGAAGAUGAUAGAUAAAGGAUAUGUGUUUGAUCCAGCAUCGUUCAUGCCAGUGAUUGAUGGCCUUGGUAAAAAGGGAAAUAAACAUGAGGCUGAUAAACUUGCUGAGAGAAUGAUGGAAAUGGUGUCAGGCGAUAGGGUGGAAAAUAAAGUCUGCCAAAAUGCCAAGGAUUUAGACCGAAGAAGACAGAAUGAGAACAGUGGGAAUGACUGGCGAACCUUAGUGCACAGAGAUGAUGGCAGUGGGAUUGCAUUCAAAGCCAUUAAGCGGGUAGAGAAAGGCUGGGGUCAGAGAAGUAUACUACUUUCCCAACACCAGAAAAAUGACUUUCUGGAGUACUGGGAAAUCAAUGGUGGCUAAAUCACUUAAAAUUUCCUGUAUUUGGGAUGAAUAGCGGGAUGCUGAGUCAUAUAAACCCUUUGUAAAUACUUCAGUUGUGAAGCAAUUACAAAAGAAGACUGUUUAUAAAAAGGUGGAUGAGAAACAGAUCAAGUUAAGUCAAAAAGGAAACGCUAUAGAUGGCUUUAUCAUCUUCAAAGCAGGGUGAUGCAUACUCUAAUUUGGACGAGCCUAACCCGUGUAUAUAGAAGGUCUGGAAACAGGUCUGGAAGGUUCACAAAUUGCAUUUACUGUAAUGUUCUCGAGGAACAUAUUGAGGUUAUGGCCCUGGACCAGAUGCAAUAAAACAAAAUACAAAAUCUCGAGACCUUGCUUGGGAGCAAUCUCAGUUGGGCAGCUAAGUUCAUUUUCUCUUCAUAUACUAUGAUAUGAGCUUAAAGAAGGGUUUGCUACUUGCAGAAACGUGGUAGUCUAAUUUACUACAAGUUUUACCAUUCUGUCUGCAUAGCAAGUGUAGCCCACAUAAAUGUCAUUAAAGAUUCAUUAAUUCUAGCUUGGAAGAUUUUGUAAAGUAUGAACGAAGGGGCAGAAGAAGAUAUAUUCUUCCAAGAUGAAUGCAUUAGUAUUCAAUACACAUUAUGGCAUAUUGGUUUCCCGAGUUACAGAUAUACUUUCUGGCUCAUGUAUUUCCUAACAUAUGGAUUUGUACUUGCAUCAGAGUAAUCUAAUGCAAAAAGCAAAUAAUAGUGCCUCAAUUGUACUGAAAUAUUCCAAACAGAUGACCACAUUUUGUCAGAAAA
Carica papaya (papaya) is the source of this 3491-nucleotide messenger RNA. RefSeq names its product Pentatricopeptide repeat (PPR) superfamily protein. NCBI's taxonomy places the organism in Eukaryota, Viridiplantae, Streptophyta, Magnoliopsida, Brassicales, Caricaceae. Gene Ontology annotation, molecular function: protein binding. The record is from RefSeq and is a predicted model, not a curated record.